Molecule: messenger RNA, 483 nt
Organism: Colletotrichum tamarilloi
Lineage: Eukaryota; Fungi; Ascomycota; Sordariomycetes; Glomerellales; Glomerellaceae
Exons: 2
Coding region: 1-483 (160 amino acids)
Source: RefSeq, a predicted model, not a curated record
AUGCGCGCUUCAAUCACUGCCGCCACGGCGCUGCUCGCCGCUUUGGUUUCUGCUCAUGGCAACAUCGUCUCGUCUCGCCUCCUGCCCGUGGUGUCGGCGCCGCAAUGGCUGCAGCGCCAACUUGAUCUAUGCAGAGGAGCCAAGUUCGAGGACAACAAGGCCAAUGUCCAGACCUUCAAGGCUGGACAGGUCGUCAACAUGAAGGCCGAGAUCCCGAUCCCCCACGAGGGCCCCAUGAAUGUCUCCAUUGUCGAUACCGCAACCAACAAGGUUAUCGGACAACCUCUCAUCGUCUUCGACAGCUACGCCGACGAGAACCUCGCGGCACUGCCCAAGAACAACACCGACUUUGACAUCACCAUGCCCUCCAACCUGCCCGCGGGCACCUGCGCUCAGGCUGGCCAGUGCGUCGUUCAAUGGUUCUGGGUUGGCACUGCGGCGAAGCAGACAUACGAAAGUUGUGUAGACUUUGUUAUGGCUUGA